Saccoglossus kowalevskii is the source of this 828-nucleotide messenger RNA. RefSeq names its product prostatic acid phosphatase-like. Gene Ontology annotation, biological process: dephosphorylation. Gene Ontology annotation, molecular function: phosphatase activity. Lineage: Eukaryota; Metazoa; Hemichordata; Enteropneusta; Harrimaniidae. The record is from RefSeq and is a predicted model, not a curated record.
AUGGCUGGCUUAUAUCCUCCAAAGGGAAAAGAAGUAUGGUUUCCGGAAGAUGUGUUAACAUGGCAACCAAUACCAAUACACACUACAAUGGUAACGAUGGAUUGUCUCAUAGGAUUUCCUCCAUGUCCGAAAUAUCUUGCUCUUCUAGACGAAGCAAAGAAGAGCGAAGUGGAUUUUUUAGAUUUUAUGAGAGAGAAAUCUGGCUUAGAGCACAGUACAUCGAUGUUCGACCUUGUUGCAGUUGCGGAUUCGUCUUACUUCGAGAAAGUUGGAAACAAACCACUCCCAGAGUGGUUCAAUAGCUCAAUUUUUGAUAAGCUAAUGGAUUUAAAUAACUUUGCGACAAAAGUGAAAGAGGGCUCUGAUAACAUGGAAAUGAAACGAUUCUGUAAAGGCGUUUUACUAAACGAAAUUGCAGAUAACAUGAUUGCAAAAGCCCGGUCACCACAGAAUAGAACGUACAAAAUGUAUUCAUACGCAGGACAAGAUUCGAUGAUAUCCUGUAUUCUGAAUGCUCUAGGUGUGUUCAAUAACAUCGUGCCGCCCCCUGCCUCAUGUGUUAUGAUUGAGUUACACAAGCAUGUACAUGCCAAAAGAACUUACACAGUCGACAUAUACUACCGCAACGAUUCUUCGGUGGACCCCAUUGUACUAACGAUUCCGGAAUGCCAAACACACUGCCCACUAGAGACGUUUUUAGAAUUAACAUCCGACGUUAGGGUUACAGAAGAAAGAUGGUUUAAAGACUGCGGCGGUGAACGAAACUUUCAAUCUUAUUCCCGUGGUGCAAAUUUACAUUUGAAUAAAGGAGACCAUUUAGAAUAUUAG